Messenger RNA from Parathielavia appendiculata, 1929 nucleotides. RefSeq names its product polysaccharide lyase family 4 protein. Gene Ontology annotation, biological process: carbohydrate metabolic process. NCBI's taxonomy places the organism in Eukaryota, Fungi, Ascomycota, Sordariomycetes, Sordariales, Chaetomiaceae. The record is from RefSeq and is a predicted model, not a curated record. The coding region runs from base 1 to 1929 and encodes 642 amino acids. Gene Ontology annotation, molecular function: carbohydrate binding; catalytic activity. The transcript has 4 exons.
AUGAAGCUCUUUUCGGUCCUCGUCCUAUCCGCGUGGGCAGCCAUCGUAUCCAGCGCCAUCACCGCCAGCGAAUCUAGCAGCGCCAUAAGUGUUGGAAAUGACCGCCUCAAAUUCUCCGUGAACAAAGGCACCGGCACGAUUGAUCGACUUAGUCUCGACGGGCAAGAUCUUCUGGGUUCCGGCGGUAGGCUCUACCUCGACUGUCACUGCGACAGCGGAUUCUGGAACGGAGGCACAUUUCAGCUCUACCGGGGAAGCGAUGGGUCCAGCACGGCCUAUGCCGGGGUCCGCAUCUCGGCCAACGUCGGCAGCGGCAGAACUUUCGAAUCCUACUAUUUCUUGCGAGAUGGCGAGACUGGACUUCACAUUUUCGGCCGGGUUGCGUACCCGAACGGAGGUUCCCUCGGAGAGAUGCGCUUCCUCUUCAGGCCCAGUACCUCCAUCUGGAACCAUCUGUCCUCGUCUGACGAGAUGUGGUCCGUCUUGCCAUCCGGGGAGGGUCGAACGACGGUCCAAGACACAACAUACCGCAUCUCGGGGGAUGGCAUCAAUGCUCGAUACCGCACUCAAAUGUCGGACUACUUCUCCAAGUACAUGUUUUCCGAAUCUUGGGAAUACCACACGCACCACGGCCUUUUUACUGACGGCGCGGGUACUCGUGAUGGAUCUACCUACGGAGCCUGGCUUGUCAUGAACACCAAGGACACAUACUACAACGGCCCCAAAUGGUCUGAUCUGACCGUGGACGGCAUUGUGUAUAACUACGUUAUCUCAAAUCACCAUGGGAACGGCAAUCCCGACACGCGAGGUCUGGACCGCACAUUCGGCCCACAAUACUACUAUUUCAACAAGGGAGCAAAAGGUGCUUCGGUCAACGAUCUUCGCCGAGACGCCGGUCGCUUCGCCGUUCCUACCUGGAAUGCUGAUUUCUACGACUCCAUCGCGCAACACGUCCCUGGUUACAUCCCAACCUCUGGCCGCGGUACUUGGUCGGGCCGCAUUGCCCUUCCAGCGGGUGUCACGAAGCCUAUUGCGGUGCUGGCUAGCAACCGACGGGAUUUCCAGGACAACAACUUCGACACCAGAGCCCGUCAAUAUUGGGGCGAGAUUAGCGCCAACGGUGAGAUCACCAUUCCUCGCGUCGCCGCCGGUACUUACCGCUUGACGAUAUACGGAACCGGGAUCUUUGGGCAGUACAUUCAAGACGACAUCGUGGUUCGGCCAGGAGCUACGACCACAACGACCGCGACAUGGACUGCCGAAUCCGCCGGCACCGAACUCUGGCGGAUCGGGGCCCCGGACCGCAGCAGCGGCGACUUCCGCCACGGCAACGAGCGUGACACCACCCGAACCAACCGGCCGAAGCAGCAUCGUCUGUAUUGGGCGGUCCACGAUUUCCCCAAGGACUUUCCAAAUGGCGUGAACUUCCAUGUCGGGAGGAGCAACAUCACACGGGACUUCAACUACAUCCAUUGGAGCGUGUUUGGCGGCAAGGCGAACAGCAUCCGUCCGGAACCGUACUACAACAAUCUUAACACUUGGAAGGUGACGUUUGAUUCCACGGCGGCGCAGCUGCAAGGGAAGACUCGGGCAACUUUCACUGUUCAGCUCGCGGGCGUCAAGACUUCCGCGGGCAAUACAGACAGCACGAGCAAACCCUUUGCCAACUUAGAGUACACUGUCGCCAUCAAUGGCCGAAGUCUUCCCGUUUGGACCAUCCCUGCCAAUCAGAGCAGCUCGUGCGGCGCAAGAUCCGCCGCCAGCUGCUACAACACGCGAAACAAAUGGACUUUUGAUGCCAGCUAUCUGCGGCAAGGCCUCAACACCUUCACGCUUUCUCUCCCGGCAAGGGCUACUGCGCCCGAGAGUGCUGUGCUACCGGAAAGUGUCUAUUUGCAGUAUGAUGCUCUGAGAUUAGAAGUCUCGUGA